ACAACUUCCGGGUCGGUGCUUUUGAAAGGUUGCUAAGGUUGACAAAUUCUGUAUUUUGUCUUUUAAUAACAUUGUGGAUUAUUUUGUGAUGUACAAACAAGUUACCUUGUUAUAAUAUUGAUCAGGCUAGGUUUGUUAUCAGCCAUGCGCUUUCCUAUCACUAACCUCAGUUGACUCUAGUCUACCGAACUUAGCCAAUGCCAUUCACCAAACUCGCCAGGUCAUGGUCACUGGCACAUCGAAUCAACAUAAUUUAGACCUACUGGGUCUCGUCUCUUCCUCCAGAUUAGCUUAUUCCCUUAUUGGAACGUGAUGACUUUGUGAUGAAAACUGAUCACUGAACAGCAUGUACACACUCAACAUAUUGAAUGUAUUGCAGGAGGUAAAGAAGUAUCUGUUUUUAUCUCCUCUACUUCUGCUUCCCUAACAAAAUGAUUUUAUUUACUGACCUGUCCCACACAUUGAGCCAUGGCUGUAGCUAUGCACAAGAGCGCUACAAAAGUGAGUAACACUGCAACCAUGAAAGACAAAGCAAUGAAUCAUUUGGAUUUCAACCUUGCACAACCUAGUAGUGCUGGUGCUAAGUCUCUUCGGAAAAAGAAAAGGAAAAACAAAAAAUGUCCUAAAGUCAUGAAGCCUCUAGGUCGACAAAAAGUUAGAUCAUCAUCAGCUUUGGAGUCAAAGUCAGAAAACACUACCAGUAGUACUCCUCAUCAUGGCAUGACUUCCUCAUCAUCAUUCCGUUUCUGUGAACGCCCUAGCACAGCAGGAAGUCUUCGUCUACCAUCUAUCAAUACUCCAAUGUCUACAAGUAGCACUGCCCUCUCUUCCUCUAUAGACAGAUUAGCCACGCCACCUGGAAGACAAAGAGCUACACUACCAGAAGCAUCCCAACCCACUUCCAGUGAACGCAGAAAGAAAAUUCCACUUCUUGCUGCAAUCAAACCAGCCAAUGAAAAAGCAGAAAAAGAAAGAUUUCUACGAGCAAAAUGUCAGUACAAUCCAUACUUCAUCUACAAAUUCCCUGCUGAUGCUGAAGUUUUAGAGAGGGUUAGUGUAGCUUCAGACAAGUUUAUACCACAGGCGAUCUUGAUAAUGGAGCGUGCUAUUGAUCAGUAUGGAAGCUAUGAGAACUUUGAAACAGAGACCGGUGGUCAGAUAAUAUCUCGUGGACAAAUCAACAAUUUGGUGCAACGCUAUCUCAAGAAGGAAGAUAUAGAAAAAGAAAUUGUUGUCAAUCUGACUGAGGAACUCCUUUCUAGGGGGUCAAUGACAAGACAUAAAGGCAAACCUCAGCUAAAUGUUCGUGUUAGUAAUCUGAGGGAAUAUUGGGUAGAAGGACUUCUUCGACAUGAACUUGGUACUCACUAUGUCCGCAGUUAUAACAAUAAAUUUCAACCAUGGUGCAACUGGAAGGUACGUAAGGAGCUGGACUUGUUACCGCUGAACCCAACAGAGGAGGGUCUGGCCUCUCUGCAUAGUGUGUUGUUCCGUAAGAACCCUUGUCUAUGGCGGUCAGCAUUGCUUUACUACACAGUAUAUAAGGCCUCAAAACUAUCUCUCAAGGAUCUGUUUAAAGAUCUGGGUCGGUUUGUCAAUGACCCAAAUGUACGAUGGGAUUACUGCAUCCGUGCCAAACGUGGCCAGGUAGACACCUCGACACCAGGUGCAUUUUCCAAGGACCAGGUGUAUUUAUCUGGAGCACUUCAAAUUCUGAAGUACCGCCGGCAGAUUGACUUCCCUAUGAUGAUGAGACUUGGGAAAGUGGCAUACCAGGAUGUUGAUCGUCUAAAAGGUUAUGCUGAUCUGGAAGGGACACGGGUGCCAACAUUCAUGGAGGACAGAACGUCCUACAUCAAACAUCUGGAUCGUAUUGCAGAGGCUAAUGGCCUUACAGACCUUGUACUACAAAAUGUGUGAUGAUUUGUAAACCUAUAGGUUGUUAAAUACACACCAACUAUUGUGAUGUUUUUUUUUGUGGUCUGCUUAUUAAAGUAUACCUUUUGAUUUCACACCAUUAGGAUUAUAAUGGUAUGCUUUAAUGUAAAUUACCUCAACAUGAAGUUCUUUUCUGAAGAAGUGAACUCUGAACCAUAUCUCCUGAUCCUGUAAUAUAUCUACAUGUAUUAGCUUUGUAGCAUAAUUUUCUUCUAAAAAUGUUCAUGAACCAGAAUUAUAACAGACACAGGGAUAUUAUUGUGUUUAUACAUUGUAAUUUCAUACAUUUUUGCAUGCUUUAUAAAUGUAUUAAAGAUAAUAACUUGGUAUUACUUCAAAAAUUAUAUUUUUCCAUUAGUCUGAAAUCAAGAUACCCUGACUGUACUUCCAUGUAAUUUAAAUGUACAUGAAACAAUGAAGAAGACAAUUAAUUAUUGGUACAGAGGCGUGACAAAGGGUAUUUGUUAUUGUUAUAGUUAUUGUCGAAGAGACAAAACAAGAGAAAGAGUUGUUUUAGGGGAAGAAGUUGUAGAACAGAGAGAAAAAAGUGUUGUCACAGGGAAAGACAAGGAGAAAAAAAUGUUUUCUGGGGUGGAAAGACAAGGGGAAAACUUGUUGUCACGGGUAAAGACAAUGGGAAAACUUGUUGUCACAGGGGAAAGACAAGGGGUUAAGUUGUUGUCACAGGGGAAAGACAAGG
Pecten maximus is the source of this 2638-nucleotide messenger RNA. RefSeq lists its product as uncharacterized. NCBI's taxonomy places the organism in Eukaryota, Metazoa, Mollusca, Bivalvia, Pectinida, Pectinidae. The coding region runs from base 469 to 1920 and encodes 483 amino acids. The transcript is spliced from 5 exons. The record is from RefSeq and is a predicted model, not a curated record.